CCCAAACGCGUGUGGCGCUAGAGGUUCUCAUGUCACAGGAAAUUCUGAGGCUGCUGUGCUGGGAGCCAAAACCAAAGAAUCAAACAGCAUGAAAAUAGCUGCUUUAAAUGUUCAUUUUUUUAAUAUCCUCUAUACAGACUACUGGCCUCGUAGGAUUAGCUGUAGCUGAAAACCCUCACGAGCGCCUGCGAAUAUUGUACACAAAAAUUCUCGCUGUCCUGCAAAACAUUCCCAAAGAUGCAGCAUAUAGGAAAUACACUGAGCAGAUUGUAAAUCAACGGAUUAAUUUGGUGCAAACCGAAACUGACGUGGAAAAACUACAAGACAAACUGAAUAGUGGUCACAUAGAAGAAGUCAUUGUACAGGCUGAAAACGAGCUUUCCCUGGCAAGAAAAAUGACACAGUGGAAACCAUGGGAGCCUCUAGUUGAUGAACCUCCUUCUGACCAGUGGAGAUGGCCAAUAUAACGCUCAAAAUGGUGAAAUUAAAAAAAAAAAAAAAGUUAAAUAUUGACCUAAUGUUGCUGACAAAUGUCUUUAAAUUAAAGAAAAUAACUUAAAAACAUGCUUUGUCUUAAUAUCCACUUAUAUUUAGCAAUCUCAAGACUACUUGCGGUGUCUUGCAAAAAUGGUUUAAGAAUAUUCUUUUCAGCUGUUCUACAGCCUUUGAUUUGUUUCCUUUUGUCACUUCAUGAUUAACAGGGUAUUUGUGCCUAAUGCUGACCUGCACAGCUUUUCUUGUCUCUUAACAUAAUGGUUUUGCAAGCCAUUUUUAAUGUUUCAGAAUCACUGUACAGUGUCAGUUAUCAUAUAACUAAACUAUAGUUUCAUUGAGCAUUUUAAGAGAGAGAAAGCGUUGCAACUGACAGUUAUUCUUUUAAUCUGUAUUUGUGCGUUAACAAAUACAGUUGUGAUAGGCCAUUAGAAAUCAGAAUCAAAGUUGUAAAAAGAUGUGAUCUUGCCCCUUUCUCACACCUUUUCUUGUAUAUUUUUUCAGCUUUAUAGAGGCAGUUCAGUGUCUCUGUGAGCACGCAUCCACCAGGAUCAGAGUUCUGAUGUGAACCUUACCAAAAAGGACAACAUUUUUUAAUUUUCACUGGAUCACUUUCUUGAUCUGGCUGACUUCACUGGCCAUAUAAACACUAAUUCUGGCAGAGGGGAAGCAGCAAGAAGACCCAAGAUGACAGAGGGAGGGACUACCCCUUUAGGUGACAGCAGGGACAGAUUUCUUUAUCAGCGAGUAGGUUACUGCAUUUAGUGUAAUCACAUGGCACAAGUCUAAGUGUUGCUCUCCUUUUAUAUGCAUAGAAUUUGGUUUUAUAAAGAAUUUGUAUAUAAGCAUAUAUCUUUCUAAAUUUAUUUGUGUGUAAUGUAUCUUGAAUUAGAAUAUUGCCUCCUAAUAAGGAGGAGGCAAAAAAAAUCUUAUUUGAAACAUCUAGCUAGGUUCUUGUUUCAUACAUUCAAAUGAAAAUAGUAUAUGCCCCUUCCUCUGAAAAAUUUUCUUCACUAAUUUAAAUUUAUGGGCACCAAUUAAAAAUAUUCAAAGCAGAGCUAAGAAUACUAUGCAGUUUGCCUUUGCUCAUAUUUUUCAGUGCCAUCAAAAAAGUUGUUACUGCAAGUUUAAAGAUGAUAAAAAUGUAACUGUGUGAGGAAAAACCUAUAUAGAGUGCAUUAAAGGUUAGGAACGUGUCACUGCACUCAACUACAUAACAUAUCUUGUAAUAACUAUUUUUUUCAUAGAAGUUGUUGCAGGUUAGGACUUAAUAUAGACCAAAUGAAAAUUAGAGUUUCCGUUUGCAGAAGCCAUGAAACUACAAAGCUGAAUAUGUGGCUUUGGACAGAUUACUCCGAGUUUUUACUGCUGUUUAACCAGGAAAGCUUUGUGCUUUUUUUAUUAUUGUUCAAAGUCAAUCUGCAGGCUUUCGAAAAGUGGAUUCUGUAUGAAGGGAAUUAACUUGAAGGUGUAUGUGGGUACCAACUGAAGUUUCUUUAAAAACAGAAUGAGCUUUUUUAAACAAAGAUACUACAGAGGAGAAGACUCUAAAAUAUGCUUUGGCUUUAAUGAGUACAAAGGAUACCUGGUCUAAUAAGAAGACUGAUGCUGGCAGUUAAAUGUGUUACAAGAAAAUAAGUUUUUAUUCAUGCAGGUUAGGAUUAUGGUAAAACUCAGCCUUUGUAGUGAAUACAACUUUUAAGACUUCAUUUGCUAAAUUGUCUUGUUUAAAAUGAAGAGUUUAUCAUUAAUGCUAUGCUUAAUGGAGAACUAAGGCCAAAGGGAGGGAGUUCCUGUUAAAAUUAUUGUGCUACUAGUAGUUUGGUCCUUUUUGUGCAUCUAAUAAACAAUUAGAGAAGUGAAACAGUUACAGUGGGUAAAAGGCUUUUUCCUAGUUUCAACAUAAUUGCUUAUAGAUAGAUAUUAAUACAGUAGUUCUGAGGACUUGAUGAUCCUCCUUGUACGUACAAAACUCAUGACAUGUUACUGGAGUUACCUUUUGUGUUCCUGUUACAUUAGAAACCUGAUAUCUGGCAUUUGUCAUGGCACAUCAAAUUUCAUCAUUUGAAGUCAUUGUUUAUUUUUAUCUCAUUUCAACUGUUCAGAUACAAAUAGUGUGAAAGUGUAAGAGCAUACAAGCAUUUCCUAUUAUUAGGACCUAAAUUCCCAGUGCGAGGAGUCUUCCUUAUUUGAAUUAUGGCCCUGGGAUAUUGCUGGAAUGUAGUUGUUACUGCCUUUGAUUUAUAUGGUAGGUUGACAAAAGAACAAACUAUUACCUACUAGCUCUAAAGCUAUUUUGUCUUGGUUCUUGUAAGAUGAUCAUUUUUAUUAAUUCUCUCCAGUAGCAUAUUAAGUACUUGCUGAUUUGUUCUUAUUAAAGCAAAAGCCAGGAGCUGUUCAGAGGCUUCUUUUGGUUAGGAGUUUUAAUUUGUAUUUGGUAGGCAUCUAAGAUUGUGCAUCUUGCAACAUUGAAGAAGGCAGGGUGAAAUAGGGCUGUAUGUAGAAGAGCAGUGAAGUUUGUAUAGGAACAGUGAAGAUUGGCUGUUCCUAAUUCAUAGGAUUGCUCACACAGAUUCAAAAACAUAGAGAUAAAUCUCCUGUAUUGAAAGGUUUUACCUUUUCUGUGAAGAAUUCCAUUUUGCCAGGAAAAAUUACUGUCAACUUGUCGUAUUUUAAGACAUUCAUGGUAAUGAAAUACUCAAGGCAGUGUUCCCUUCCUAGGGCAGCCAUAGCUAUACACACAGUGCAGGUGUAUCAUAAUGAUAUUUUCAGGUACAGAUAGCUAACUGUG
Struthio camelus australis is the source of this 3283-nucleotide messenger RNA. The record is from RefSeq and is a predicted model, not a curated record. NCBI's taxonomy places the organism in Eukaryota, Metazoa, Chordata, Aves, Struthioniformes, Struthionidae.